Spirodela intermedia is the source of this 4772-nucleotide messenger RNA. NCBI's taxonomy places the organism in Eukaryota, Viridiplantae, Streptophyta, Magnoliopsida, Alismatales, Araceae. The record is from the annotation of a GenBank genome assembly.
AUGUUCGGGACGCCGGCGAUCACGCCGGCAUUCGGCACGCCGUCGUCGGCGCCGGCGUUCGGAACGCCCUCAACGCCGGGAUUUGCAACGCCGGCGACGGCGCCGGCUUUCGGCACGGCAGGUUUUGGUACUCCAUCUUCGACGCCGGCCUUCGGUACGCCAUCGACGCCGUCGUUCGCCACCACUGGCGGCGCGUUUGGCUCCACUCUCUUCCCGUCUCCCUCUCCCUUCUCCCAGACGCCACAGCAGUCCCCGUUUACUCCGUUCCAGCAGCAGCAGCAGCAACAGCAGCAGCCGCAGCAGCAGGCGUUCGGUUUUCAGCAGACCUCCCCGUCGCCAUUUGCGAAUGUUACGCCGCAGCUUACCACGCAGAUGGCUCCCGUUGCCCCCCUCCCUCUCCCUCUCGCUGAUCGGGACGUCCAGGUUCAAGCCAAUUGCAAAACCCUAUCUUCUCCUUCUCCAAUUUAAUCAGAAGGUGGUAAAUAGGCAAUUUUCUUUACCUUGAAUUUCUUUUGCUAGGCUAUCGUGGACGCCUAUAGAGAGGACCCGGCGAACCCCAAAUACUCUUUCAGGGUUGGUUUCUCUUAUCCCCCUUUUCCUUCAUAGGUUUCUAGUUAAAGGCUCUUCGUGAGUUCUUAGUUUCCGCUUUACGUUUCUGUAGCAUUUACUCUUCAGCGUUACCGAUCCUGCCGCAAGAGUGAAGCCUGUGGCCGUAUCUGAUGUAAGUUUUUUUUCAGUUGCUAUAUCGCAAACAAUUCAUGUUUCAAUUCUCGUUUUUUUUUUUAAUUUAAUUAUAAUGCUUGCUACGGGUUUGCAGAUCAUGUGGGCAGAAGCAAUGGGGAAGUUGGAGGGAAUGGAGAGUGCUGAUAGAGAGAGGUUAUGGCCUCAGCUUGUUCAGGGUUUCAAGGAGCUCUCAGACCGACUUAAGGUAUCUAAGCUGGGUUUUGUGUCUCUCAACGUUGUUCUGGUCAGUUGUGGUUGUACAGCUUUGCCUGUGUGAACCCUUCACUACUUUAUUUUUCUUUUUCAUCUCGCUGACACAGUUUUUUGGCCCAUAUUAUCCCCCUUCCAAGGUUUCAUCCCACUGAAGUGACUUGCUACAGUAUUUCACCCCAAGACCUGCUUUUUAAUGCUAUAGAUCCUAUCAGUUAGCGAUAAGAUUUCCAUGUGAAGCUUCAUCUGCGAGAAAAUUCGCCGGUCAUAAGAAAGCGUUCAGAAGUUUUAAGUGACUGAAUACCUAGGAAAAUAAUGUCAGAUGUCAUUAUUGAUAUCAUGACUAGCAAUAUCGACCUUCUUUCUGGCAGGUUCUGAUUUCUUGGGAUCAGCACAGUCUGUCAUUACUUGGUUUUAGCCGUUUUUAAGUUUUUAGAGAGAGGCCGGCACUCAGUGUAAAUUAAGGAAUGAGAAAUGUAUGCCUCUAUGAUGCUAGUUUCUCAAAUAUCUUUUCUGAACUUCGUCAGAAAGCUAACGGACCAUUCAUUUAGAGGCAUACAUUUCUGUCAUCUUCGGUCAAUCGAAGGUGGGAUACAUAGCAAUCGUUUUCCUAAGACUCUCAAUCCCCUUUCUGAACUAGGUAUGAAAUGUUUACACACCCAAAGUUAUCCCAUUUCCUAAGACUCGUUGGCGUUUAAUUUACAAGGUAUCAUGUCACAGAUGUUUCUCUGUUUCAUUUUACAAAGCAUCCAAAACUUGUUGUCCGUAUUAUCUGUCCUUCCUGAGUUUCUAGUGUUUUAUAACUGCUGCGAGGAAUCCCCAAGCAACUCUCAACCCCCAGUGAUCCCAUGUUGUAGCACAGGUUCCUUCCCGUGCAUAUUGUUUAAAGCCUAUUUCUAUUGGUUGGUCAUAAAUGGUGAAAAUCAUACGUGGAAUCCUUUAGCAUGGCCGACGUUUCGAGGAUGGAAAACCUGCGCUAGUGACAGGGUAUCUACGUUUAUCCAUAACGAGUGGCCUUCUUAAACUGGACGUUGACUUCACCUCCUCAUGUAAGUGGGGUUUUCUGAGAGUCAGAAUCCAUAACUUUUACGUAGCUUCAUAAUAGUUUUCUGGUGAAGCAAUCUCCUUGAAUGUUAGCAUGUGUUCCCUCCUUGAAUUUAAUCUCUGUUCCAUUCCCCACCUGCUUCCAGCUCCCUCCAAAACCACACAAAUCACCUUUAAUAUAUCUGCUCAUUGUAUGUGAGAUGUUGUGGAUCAUGGCUGGAUGGGGAUUCUAUACUUAGCUUAUUAUCACUGUGCUCUCAUCCUCCACUGUGUCCUUCUUUACAGACCUCUCCACACUUGUCAGUAUUCUGCUCAUUCCAUCCCUGCCAAGUGCAUCAGCAUAUGAUCAUAUUCAUUCAUUUUUCACGCUUAGCUGCAUUCUGUCUCAUUGACUUCCUUUUACAUGCAACUUCUGACAACCUCUCUACUUUCUGAGCAUAAUCUUAACAAGAGCAUACGCCAUACUGCAGAAUAAUGGGCACUGUGCGAUCCAGUCAUUUGUGUGAACUAGUCAUUCCUCUGUUGAAUUUUAGCUUAAUCUACUCUGAUGUGUGAGACCCUUUGAUAUAUAUCCAUGGCAUAUUUGUAGCUAUGUUAGAUUCCUUUUUUGGUAAGUAAUGCACGUACCCUUGUGUCCACCUUUCUGAAUUUUGAGUAAAUUCCAUUGAUGAAACCAAUAUACUAAUGUCACAUCAUACAUUUCAUCUUCUAAUGUGUUUCUGUCCUCUUGAUUUCCCCCCUUAAACGUGUUCCUGAACGGAAGACAGCCUCUUGGAUGUAGGAACCUUAGGAAAUUAAAUGAUUUUGAAAGGGAGAUGAAUGGAAAAUGGUUACUUGAACAAAAGCAUUCAUGGGACUCCCAUAUGGUUUCGAAUGAUUUCACUCUUAGAAACACGAUUUCAUGUUUCAAUCUCAUGUUUGAUAUCCGUGAUCUGGAUUGAAGCAAUCAACUUUUGCAGCUUCAAGAUGAAGUUCUGGUUUCUGACGCGGAGAGAUUGCAGAUGACCCAAGCCAAUGUGAAAAUGGUCUGCAUUCUCUACCUUUCUUUGCGGGAAAUAUCCUAUCACGAUCAUACCCAACUAUCACGAUCAUACCCAACGAUAGAUUGAUGCCUUUGUGCAGCUUCAGAGGCAUUUCCAGGUGGAUACUCUUCCAUGGAUCCAGAGGAUGAAGCUGAAAGAGCAAGAACUUCGACGGCGUCUACUAAGGGUGAGAGUCUGUUUUCUUGUCUCUUCAGAGUAGAUCUCUUUUCUUCGUGGUAAGUUCUUCCGAGGAUCUUUCUGCAUUGAUUUGCCUAUUCUUUGUGGAUGCCCUGUGAACAGGUAAUGAGAAUGGUAGAGGCACUGGAGAGCAAGGGAUUUCGCGUGCCAUUGAUGAGAGAUGAAGCUGAAUUAGCCGAGAAACUGGCUAGGAUUUCCAGACAGGUCUCUCUCUCUCUCUCUCUCUCUCUCUCUCUCUCUCUCUCUCUCUCUCUCUCUCUCUCUCUCUCUCUCUCUCUCUCUCUCUCUCUCUCUCUCUCUCUCUCCCCCUCUCUCUCUCUCUCUCUCUUCUCUCUCUCUCUCUCUACCACGCUCUCUCUCUCCCUCUCCCUCUCUCUCUCUCUCCCUCUCUCUCUGCCUCUCUCUCCCUCUCCCUCUCCCUCUCUCUCCCUCCCUCUCUCUCUCUCUCCCUCUCCCUCUCUCCCUCUCUCCCUCUCUCCCUCUCUCUGCCUCUCUCUCUCCCUCUCUCUGCCUCUCUCUCCCUCUCCUCUCUCCUCUCCUCUCCCUCUCUCCCUCUCUCUCUCCUCCCUCUCUCUCUCUCUACCCUCUCCUCUCUCCUUCCCCUCUCUUUCUCUCUCUACCUCUCUCCCCUCCCUCUCUCUCUUUCUCUCUCCUCUCCCUCCCUCCUCCCUCCUCUCUCUCUCUCCUCUCCUCUCUCCUCCCUCCUCUCUCUCUCUCUCUCUCUCUACCUCUCUCUCUCCCUCUCUCACCCUCUCCCUCCCUCUCUCUCUCUACAUCUCUCUCCCUCUCCCCUCUCCCUCUCCCUUCCCUCCUCCCUCCCUCCUCCCUCUCCUCGCCCUCUCCCUCCCCUCUACAUCUCUCUCCCUCUCCCCUCUCCCUCUCCUCUUUACUCUCCCUCUCUGCUCUCUGCCUCUCUCCUCUCCUCUCCUCCUCUUAAACCCUCCCUCUCCAUCUCUCUCUCCUCUCCCCCUCUCUCUCUCUACCUCUUCUCUUCCUCUCCUCCUCUCUUCUCUCUCUCUCUCUCUCCCUCUCCUCUCCUCUCUCUGCCUCUCUCCAUCUCCCCCCCCUCUCUCUCUCUCUCUCCCCCUCCCUCCCUCUCCCUCUCUCUCUCUCUCUCUCUCUCUCUCUUUCUUUGUCUUUCUCUCUCUCUCUCCUCAUACCCGACAGCUGACCAUCCUCGAGAUAUUAAUGGGAGUGGAAUUUCCAGCUCAAAAGGCCCGGAGCGGAGCUGCCUAGGAGAGUGCAAGGCCUCUUAUCCAUCUCGCGCACCCAUGCCAACGCCGGCAUCAUCGGUGGCUCCAUCUGCCUUCCCAACUCCAUGAAGAUCGAGGAACAGAGCCUCGCUGACCUGCAAGAGGUUGACCAUCCGGGCCCCCACUUCAACCCCCUCAAAUCCAUCUUCUAGAACAUUCUCCUCAUCCCUUCUAGAACAUUCUCUGCCCGUUUCACCAUCAGGUCCUGCAGAGGCAAACUGGGGCGAUUGCAAGGCUAGGCAACGUUCUGAAGCGGGACACCCGGGACGUGGAGAUCAUCAUGUCCGAGGAUUCAGCCAUGGCCGAAGACGGCAGUAAGUAA